Caenorhabditis remanei is the source of this 1599-nucleotide messenger RNA. RefSeq lists its product as uncharacterized. Gene Ontology annotation, molecular function: histone demethylase activity; transcription coregulator activity. The transcript has 8 exons. Lineage: Eukaryota; Metazoa; Nematoda; Chromadorea; Rhabditida; Rhabditidae. The coding region runs from base 1 to 1599 and encodes 532 amino acids. The record is from RefSeq and is a predicted model, not a curated record. Gene Ontology annotation, biological process: protein demethylation; regulation of transcription by RNA polymerase II.
AUGAGCGAGGCCAAAAAGGCGGUAGAGAAACAUGCCAAUGGAAAACCCGUAACGGGAACUGAAGACGAGGGACCGAUGUCUGGAUAUAGCUCAGGAUUCUUUUCGGACAGCUCUUCAAGUUCGAUGGAGAGAAGCCCAAGAAACCUCGCUGGAAUGAAUCGAGCAGAACCAUUUGCAUUGGACCCACUACCAGUGGAACCACGUUCACCAAAUGCAGAUACAGACUGGAUUAAAGAAGUCCAAGGUAGCAAUGCAUUCAUUGAAGGACUUUCUCAAAACAAAGGUGGCGUUUUGAGCAACGAACCAGCAGAUUGUGUGGAAUUUCAAAAGGGAGCCAUAGUAAAUGAAAAAGAUAUCGAGGAAAAUAUGUUGGCUGGAAAAAUUGUCGUUAUCAGAUCUGUCAAUAAAGCUGCAAUCGGGCUUGUUUUGCCUGAUGUCACUCUUGAUAAUGUUGCUAAGCUGUUCAAAGGAAGUGAUGGUGAAUACAAAGUCCGUAAUUCAAAGACUGGUCAAUUCGCCCAUAUGACCAUUCCAAAAAUGAUCGAAUACAUGAAAGAAAACGAAAAAUGUAUUGAGAACGACAAUGUGAAUAUUAUGAAUUUGCUUUCAUUUGAAUGCACCAAAAUCACAAGAGUUAGUAGUACUAUUAAACUUCCACUAUUUGUGCAGAACCUGAGUAUGAUCAAACAAUUAAAAGCUGCAAUCAACGAACGGUUCGGCACACUGAAAACGGGAUCUUUCGCUACGUCAGAUGCUACUCCAAGAGAAAGAGAGUGGUUGAAGAAGCUUAAAAAUCAUAUUCCGUCAUACGAGAACUUCUACAUUAUUUCUAUGAAAGGAGCAUUCACAGAUCUGCAUGUAGAUUUUGGAGGAACAUUUGUUUAUUAUUUCGUUCAUGAUGGAAAGAAAGUGUUCUAUGUUGCUCCACCAACUGCGGAAAACAUUGAGGCGUACAGACAACUAGAGAUCACCGGAAAAUCGAUGUGGACAGACAAUCCGAAGAUGUUGAAAAACUUUCGAAAAAUUGAGUUGAAUCCUGGAGAUCUUGCUUUCAUUCCAACACAGUGGUUGCAUUUUGUCUACACUCCUUGCAAUAGUCUUGUAUAUGGAGGAAAUUUCCUCACGGAGUCAAAGCUCAAUGAGCAUUAUAAAAUGAUGGAAAUUGAAGAGGAAUGCCUGAAAAACAAAUCUGGCAAGAGUGAGGAAAUGUUUAAAAACUUCUGGGACAUGCAGUUCGCAUAUUUGAAAUUGGUUUACUUGAACGGCGCAAUCAGCAUGCGUAAGGCAAAUGUGCUUUUGUUGGGGUCCUACCAGUCCGUUGGAUAUCAGUUUUUGACAACCUUGAUAGAAAAGAUUCAUGAGCCAACUAUCAAUGGCCUCUUCUCUACUGACGACAAAACAGAAUUAUUGAAUAUGCUUGAGAGAGUCUUGUCGAAGAAAAAGUUUGAUAUGAAAAAGCCAUUCAAAUCUGAGUUCACUCCAAAAUUGGUCGGGAAACAAACGUCGUCAAAUCCAGUCGAAGCACUCUCAAUCAAAAGAAAGGCGGAAAUGAAGAGCCCGAGUGAAAUCCCGUCCACAAAAAAACCAUUCAAAGAGUAA